AUUCAUCCUUUCGUUGAAAGAGUGUGCAAAGAUGGGUGCGCUAUCGAAGUCAGAUCUGGAUGGUCAGAUAGAAAAGCUUCGAAAUUGCGAACUUAUCACGGAAGCAGAAGUGAAAUCUCUGUGUGCCCGCGCGAGGGAAAUUCUCGUGGAAGAAUCUAAUGUCCAGCGGGUUGAUUCUCCCGUCACGGUGUGCGGUGACAUUCACGGCCAGUUUUAUGACUUGAAGGAACUCUUCAAAGUAGGUGGAGACGUCCCGGAAACCAGCUACUUAUUCCUCGGUGACUUCGUCGACCGAGGCUUCUAUAGCGUUGAGACGUUUCUGCUGCUCCUUGCUUUAAAAGUGCGAUAUCCCGAUAGAAUUACAUUAAUUCGCGGAAACCACGAGUCCCGGCAAAUCACUCAAGUCUACGGGUUUUACGACGAAUGCAUUAGAAAGUACGGUUCCGUCUUGGUAUGGCGGUAUUGCACAGAAAUUUUCGACUACCUUAGCCUCGCUGCCAUCAUUGAUGGGAGGAUAUUUUGCGUCCACGGGGGAUUGUCUCCUUCGAUACAAACUCUAGAUCAGAUCAGAACAAUAGACAGGAAACAAGAGGUCCCUCACGAUGGGCCGAUGUGUGAUCUUCUUUGGUCGGACCCAGAAGACACAAAUGGUUGGGGUGUUAGUCCACGUGGAGCCGGUUUCUUGUUCGGAUCAGACGUUGUAGCAAUGUUCAAUGCGACGAAUGAAAUUGAUCUGAUCUGUCGUGCCCAUCAACUCGUUAUGGAAGGUUACAAGUGGCAUUUCAACGAAACUGUGCUUACUGUUUGGUCUGCGCCUAACUACUGUUACAGAUGUGGAAAUGUGGCAGCUAUUCUGGAACUUGACGAAAAUUUGCAACGUGACUUCACGAUUUUCGACGCUGCCCCUCAAGAAAUUCGCGGUGCGCCGCAGAAAAAGCCGCACGCGGAUUAUUUCCUAAACCGAAAAAUGAGUGAAUAUUCGCAGUGGAUUGAGGAAACGAUGGAAAACGGUGUCAAGAAAGUUUCUUUGAAAGUAAUCUCGGUAGAUACGCAUGUGCCAGAAAAGGAUGAAUGUGGUAAAGUGUUCAGUUGUCAUCAGUGUCUGAAGAAAUUCUACGACUACAAGGAAUAUCGAGUGCAUCGUAACAGGAAACACAAGACUGACUUCAUCAUUGGGCCAGACGACUUCACGUAUAACAUGCACUGUUUCCGUUGCAGCUUUUGUUCCUUGGGGUUCAAAGGCAAAGAAUACGUGACUAAGCAUCGGUUGGAGUCCCAUAAUAUCUUCAAUAACGACGACCUGGAAUGCGGAAUGUGUCGACAGCGAUUCGACAGCCCGCAAACCCGUUUCAAACACGAAGUCAUGCUCCAUGGACUGCAAACUCAAAACGCUGGGCAACCAUUUUCGACAGCCCCGAAAGUGGUGACGCGAGUGUCGAAUGACAGUGCGAAAUCAGGAGAAAAAUGCGACGAUUUCCAAGUGUUGGAUUGGCGCGCGGAUGUCGAAAAGGACCACGUCAUCUCUACUGGGUUUGAGAAUGGGUUCGUUCAUUCUAAUGUGCUGGUGUCGAACGUUGGUGACGAGGACAACGUGGAAGUUACGUAUCGCAUUGUUCAAUUGACCUAG
Messenger RNA from Notodromas monacha, 1627 nucleotides. NCBI's taxonomy places the organism in Eukaryota, Metazoa, Arthropoda, Ostracoda, Podocopida, Cyprididae. The record is from the annotation of a GenBank genome assembly.